UGUUUCUUGAUGUUUACUAUCAUUGUCUUAUUCACUUGUAAGUUCAGACGAGUGUCAUGGUGAUUAGAUGAAGUGUACUGUUGGAACGGCCAGGCUAGGAUAUCCAGGAGAAAUGGCUUUGCAAUGGACCCCGCUCAGACGCAGGGGAGGUACCUUGGUUAGAGCCCGACAGAACGUUGAAACUUUGGAACACCAAACGCAGGCCAACGUCUUGCUUGCUUUCAAGUUGAGCAUGGUAUCAGGGAACGGGGUGAACUCAGUACCUCGCCCUAGUUACCGGACCUACCGCAAGAUGGCGGACGCCGGGGUGCAAUACGAACCCCAGGACGUCGAGUUCAAUGGAAAUAGAGACACAGAACUGGAGUCAAGCUUCACCAAUCAGACGGUCGCUGAGAUCAACACUUCAGGAAACAUCUCUGAGCUGGACCAACCAUCUUACAACAACACAAACUAUGAGCAUCGCCCGUUGUCACUGCAGAGCUCUUCAAGUUCGUCCAGUAGCAGUAAUGAAGAGCGAGGGGAGAAAAAGCGGACUUUGAACCCGAGUGAGCAAAUGGAUGUUGACGCUAUUUGUGUCCAACAAAGUGCAGUCGAGCUUACUUCACCUGCGGGGAAAAACAUUGAACUGACCGAACCGGAGAAAAUAGACAUUCCUGAGAAAGAAGAAUCAAGUUGUGGUUUGGACUGUCUGUACUUUACAAUGCAAUGUUGCGAGUGCACCAUUCUGUAGAUUGAAAACUCAACAACGCACAACAGAAUCUCUAUGUUUUGCUGAUCUUUGUUAUGUAUGUUGUUUCAUUAAUCAAUUGUGAUUUUUCGAUUCCACAUCGCUCUCUAUUCGUACUGUGAAUCGUGUGUGGUUUGAAAUGUGAUAUUUUUGUAUGACUGGGAACUAUGAAAGCAACUAAGUUGCACGACUGUUGAGUUUAUCUGAACUAAACAAGCGAGACAUUGUUUGUUCUAGAGAUAAUAUCGUUCCUAAUGUAAGUGCAAAGCUAAAAAGUAUUUUACUUGUUAAAGUAAUCAAAGUUAAUUUAAAAUAUAUUGUUAUUUGCUUUGAGUAUUUAUUGAUUUUGUAAUUUGAAGAUACAUUCUGUAUUAAGUGUAUAUUAAUAUUUUUGUGGCUGAAUGCUGUGUCUGUAAAUAUGAUUAUGUAUAAACUGUUAUCACUUUAAGGUU
Molecule: messenger RNA, 1179 nt
Organism: Macrosteles quadrilineatus (aster leafhopper)
Lineage: Eukaryota; Metazoa; Arthropoda; Insecta; Hemiptera; Cicadellidae
Exons: 4
Coding region: 68-730 (220 amino acids)
Source: RefSeq, a predicted model, not a curated record